Brienomyrus brachyistius is the source of this 4625-nucleotide messenger RNA. RefSeq names its product GRIP and coiled-coil domain containing 1 (gene gcc1). Gene Ontology annotation, cellular component: Golgi apparatus. The coding region runs from base 589 to 2916 and encodes 775 amino acids. The transcript has 3 exons. The record is from RefSeq and is a predicted model, not a curated record. NCBI's taxonomy places the organism in Eukaryota, Metazoa, Chordata, Actinopteri, Osteoglossiformes, Mormyridae.
GAAUGAAAAGACACAUAAAACCCCAUCUGACCUUCUCAAAAUGGCCUCAUUCGAGUUCCGCCGGCGACGCUGAGCUUUAUUGACAGCUAACGCUGCUUCGAUAGUGGUUUAAGGAAGUGGCUGCGUAGCAGCGGACACGUAAGUUUAAGGGUUGUAGUAUCGCAAUGUAAUCAAAUUAAGCGAAGUAGCAGAAUGAUAGUGAGCAGUAAUACUGAGCUAGGUGUAUAGCGAGGGCUAAUUUCUGCCGGAACGGGGGAUUCAGCGCGUUUGCCGACGCCCUGCCGGGCUGCGCAGCCUUAGCUGGUGCCCCUUCAACUUUUUAAAUGUAAGGGGUCUUCACUGGAUAAAUAUCUUCUUCGUCCAUUAUGUUUAUGUCUUAAAAUUGUAAGUCUGUGUGGAUACUUGUGGUGUCGUAAUUUCUAUUAGCUAGUUGUUAUUGAUAGAGAUUUUAACGGAAUCGUCGGGAAGGUGCCUUCCUUCGUAGCCUAAAGCGCCUUAACUUGCGUUACGUGUCCAACAGCUAAACUUCCAUGUUUUGCACCUGAAUGAUGCCAGCAAUUUUUGCUGAAUUACAUAACUACUGCAGCUAUGGACAAGUUUGGCAUGAGCUUCGGAGGUGGCCCCAGCAAGAAAGAGCUUCUGGAUACCAUAGAGGCACAGAAGAAGCAACUGAUCCAGUAUCAGACCCGUUUCAAAGAUGUGGUCAGGGCAUAUAAAAGCCUCCUGAAAGAGAAGGAGGCUUUGGAAGCCAGCCUCAAAGUUCUGACAGUGUCCCAGGAGGCCGACCUCAGCCUGCGUGGGGAGGCUUUAGCAGGGGAGCUUCCAGGCUUAGAGCCACGUUCUCCAGAAGAUCACUGCUCCCUCCACAGCGAGGACAGCGUUGACACUGCCAAUUCUGGGGACACGGCCACCAGUAUUACCAGCAGCAGUACAAAGGGUGACCUUGUGGAGGAAGAUGGGAGCACUGGAGAAAUGGGCACUGGGGCCACCGGCGGCUCCCAAAGGUCUGAGGAGGCCAGUGGCUCGGAGAGCGGCAUUAGUUCGGGCAGUGGGGAGCAGCACAGUGUGGGCGAGGUGGAUCGCCGGAUCCUGCAGCUGAAGACCCAGCUCUCCACGCUGACCAGCUCCCUGGCCACGGUCACACAGGAGAAGUCGCGAAUGGAGGCCUCCUUCCAAGCCGACAGGAAGAAAAUGAAGCAGGACUACGAGGAGCUGCAACGCAAGCUGGAGGAGGCCGCCGCCCAGAAUGAGGCAGAGCUGAGGACCCUGCAGGAGCAGCUGGCGGAGAGCAAGGCCCGUGUGAUCACCCAGCAGCACGAGCGUGGCCAGGAGCAGAGCGACCACGCCCUGAUGCUCCGCGAGCUGCAGAAGCUCCUGCAGGAGGAGCGGGAGAUGCGGCAGGACACCGAGCUGAAGCUGGAGGACACGAGGGAGGCCCUCUUAGAGAAGAUGGCAGAGGCAGACAGGGGGGCGGAGUACCAGGCACAGCUGCGGCAGCUCUCCCAGGAACGGGAGGAGAUGCGGAGAAACCUGCAGGCGGCUGAGGUGGAGAGGAGCAGGCCGAACCCGCGCGUUGAGGAACUGAAGCAGGAGAUGGCCGAGCUUCGUCUGCAUCUGGAGGGGCAGCUGCAGCAGGAGAUCCGGAAGGCUGUCCAGGCAGAGGAGCGUCUCCGGGAGCAGGCCCAGCUAGAGGAGGGCCGUGUGGCCAGCCUGGAGGACCGGGUGUCAGAGCUGUCGGCGCUGGUGGGCGCCUGCGAGAAGGCACGGCAGAAGGACCAGCAGGUGGCGCAAAAGUUACGCGAACGCAUCCUGCAGCUGGACACGGAGAACAAGACGCUGGCCAUUGCUGCUGCGGCCAGGGCCCCCGCCGACCUUGCGCUGGACGAGACCAACCUGGACGUCAACGUGCUGCGGGAGAAGAUGGAGAAGCUGAAGAAGCUGCUGGUUCUGGCCUCGCAGAAGCCCUCAGCGCUGGAGAUUGAGAAGACGGUCGAGGCGGAGCCCAGUGAGCCCUCCGACGGCGAGAAGGCCUCGGCACUCUACUACCAGCAGGAGCUGAAGCAGCUCAAGGAGGAAUUUGAGCGCUACAAGGCGCGCGCCCAGGUGGUGCUCAAAAACAAGAACGCCAAGGAAGGGGGUGUGGCCAAGGAGCUGGAGGCGGCCCGUGAGCAACUGGCCGACCUGAAGGAGAAGUACAUCGGGCUGCGACUGCACUGCGACGAGGCGGAGGCGCGGCACGGGCACGAGCUGGAGGUCCAGCGGCAGCAGGCCACCGCCCUGCAGCAGGGUCACCGGCAGGAGCUGGACCGACUGGAGGCCCAGCACCGCGAGCGCUUUCUCCGGCUGGAAGAGGAGCUCCACCGACACCGGGACCGGACUGCAACCCUGCUGGCCGAGAAGGAGCUGGAGGUAGAGCAGCUGCGGGCCGGGGCUCUCAGGCCGGGCCGGGCCAAGGCCAGGGCAGCAGAGGUGGAGGAGGGCGCAAAUCCUGACCAGGGAGACGUCAUCGCCCAGGCCCUGAAGCUGGUGGGUCCCAAUGAGCCGACGCUGCUGCUGUAUGCCGAGGAGCUCGCCCGGCGCGAACAGGAAGUCGGCACCCUGAGGAAACAGAAGCACCAGCUGGAAGCCGACGUGCACCAGCUGCAGGCGAGGCUCGUCUCGCAGGAGGAGCGUCACGAGGACGAGGUGUCCGUGCUCCAGGCCCAGCUGGAGAAGCUGGCCAGGGACCAGAGCCGCGAGGGCGCCAACCUGGAGUACCUGAAGAACAUCAUGUACCGCUUCCUGACGCUCCCCGACGCGCACGGUCGCCGGCAGACCCUCACCGCCAUCCUCACCAUCCUGCAUUUCAGCCCCCAGGAGAAGCAGGCGGUGGUGAAACUGCAGGAACAGAGCUGGUGGAGCCCAGCAAUGAGAUAAUGUGACUUGGGGUGGGGUCAAAGCCCAACAGUGUGUGGUAUUGCAGUGCACUGUCCUUCACCAGCUGGGUUACCCUAUCCCACACAGCGGUUCACUCUCUUCCCACUGGUUGCUGAUUGACAACACAACUUAUUUCCAUUAACUAAUGUACUGUAUAAUGCAGUGUUUCCCACCUCAGUCCUCAGGGACCCACAGACAAUCCAUGUGGGUGGUCUGGGUCCCAGAAGACAUGUUUGGGAAUUACUGGUAUGAUUAUUGGUACUUUUUCUGACUCUGCAAAAUAUUUUUAUAAUGACAUUUUACUUAUCUGUCCUGUAUUUAUCUAAAUUCCUGAGUGACAGGAGAAAUCGCAACGUAAAUUCCCAAACGAUUGCCAAAGGUUCAGCGUGCAUUUACUGGCCGACGUUUCUAUCAUCACCUUGACGCAGGAGUGAAGUUCCUUUCUGUGCCUGUGGGGGUCUCUAUGAGGUAUCGAAACUGCGUUGGCCACUGUGCUUCGCCAUUCAUGACACUGAAAUAAAAUUACACUGCCAGGGGGCUCGUAAUUCCUUAUCGCACUGUACUUGGACUGUGCCGUUUGCAGGCACUGAUCUCACGGGGGUGUGAUGCGCGAUGCCCGUUAAUGAAUAUGAGGCGCGUAGCAGCUCAAGCUGACGCUCACCCUCUGCGUUCACUGCGACCUGCGUGUGACCUCUUUUCCCCCGCAGCAAUAUUAUCAGUUUAAUUUUGCAAUCCUCUUGUUCCUGUUUAGUUUGGCAUUUGUUUAUAUUGUUUUAAAAGCUAGGUGGGGAAAAUCUAUAAAAGUAAAAGAUUGUACUUUGUGUAUUUAGGCAGCUUUGCCUAACACCCUGCCCACUGGUCACUUUACUGGAGCCGAGACUGGGAAUACGACAGGAAUUUCUCAAGGAUUAUACCAAUAAUCUUAUUUGCUUAAGGUCUGAUUCUAUUGAGCCGUUACGACGGCGGUUGGUUUGUGGUUGUGUUCAUUGAGUCCUUCAUAUCCUUAAGUUUUGCUGGUACCUCGCACCUGAUUUCAAAAGUCAAGCCAGCUGUACGGUGAAGGGAAAAUGUAUUAUUUGUUGAACUGUUGUUUUUAUGUCCUGUGUAAUUUGUGGAAUAUUGUAUUUAAAAGACGGUGGAUCUUGCAGCACCCCGAAUGCGGUACAAAGAAUAGGCCUACUGCCUGUAAACACUGAGACGGGACUGAUGCCGGAUUUUUGACUGUUUUAUAUGCAUGUCCCACCCCCACCCCCCGGGUCACGAGACUUUUCUGGCUCACCUGAGCAUUCCUGUAGACAAUCACGAGUGCCCGAAGCGUUAUAAUGAUCAGAAGGUGAUAUGGCACCCAGCAGACUCUGUGAUGGCGCGCCUGUUCUGGUGGAACAGAUGGGUGCGUUUCAUCAGGUGCUUGGUCAAAAAUGGAUUUAGACUAUCAGAGUUGCUGAUAGGAGUAUGAAAAACCCAACACAGGUGUGCGUUUAUGAGAGCUGAACUAUUUGAGGACUUAAAGGAAUGCAAAGAAGGUGGAAAAAGUACUUACCUUGUGUAUGCUUUGUUGUACUUUGAAGUAUAUGCAGUGUAUAUUUGCUUAUCUACCUGACACUGUUUGGAAACACUGUUUAAGGGGCUUGAAUGGUAAACAGAAAUUCACACCGAUGUAUAUUUUAAAUAAGUGUUAUAUCCAAAAUAAAAUUAUUUUCCCUAGUGAA